AUGGCCAAGGAAGAGCAGUUUUUGGAAGAACCGGACAUGGACGGUUCCGUCUCUGAGGGAUUGGAAGAGGAAGAAUCGACCAUUCCGGCCAAUGCGGGUGAAGACAAGUUGGUGAUUGCCAAGUCCGAAGACACGGGCGUGAGAGCCCUGCGCAUCCUUACGGCCCUGGUGCUGGUGGGAGUGGCUGUGACUGUGUGCGUCGUGGUGUACAAGCAAACCCAAGCGAAUGAGCAGGAGAACUUUGAACAGGGCUUUCACGAACAUGGCGGAAAGCUCAUGUCGGGUUUUGUGGUCGCCAUGAAAAGUCGCGUUGGAAUUGUCGAGGGCUUUGCCAUGGACUUGACAUCCACCGUCAAUGAUCCAAACACCAAUGUCAGUUGGCCCUACUACAUGCCGCACGACUAUAGCAGGAGGGCGCACCAUGUCUGCAAACUGGCACAAAUUGGAAUGCUGGCUGUUCUACCCAAGGUGGAAACGCUGCAAUUGCCAACCUGGAAUGCCUACAUCAACCAACGCAAGGAAAACUGGACACGCGAGGCCCUUGCUUAUCAGCAACAAGAGGUAGACAAACUACAGUUUCUACCUACCAUGAUGAAACUCAUCGAUGGCAAGGUAGAGGUUGAAGACGGGCCAGGACCUUACUUUCCCAUUACUUGGAUGUAUCCGGCCGCUGGUUUCCCUUCCUAUAUCAAUACCAAUCUAUACGGAAACCCUACAGGCGCACGAAUUCAGAUGAAUGAAGCCCUCAACUCAACCACCAUGAGUUUCGCAAGAAGCACCGAGUUCAUGGAUGGACCAAAGCCAGAAAGUCUGGUCUAUCGGGAGUCUGGAAAGUACUUUCCGGGAUAUGAUGGUGGACCCUACUUUCCUUGGUACUAUGCUGUCUAUGAUUCAUAUCAGAGUCAGACAAAGAAAGUUGUGGCUCUUUUGGGAGGAUACACCCUAUGGACAUCAUACUUUACUGGAAUUCUACCUGAUGCAACUCCGGGACUCGUGCUCAUUCUCGAGAACAAGUGUAACCAAACCUUCACCAUGCAGAUUGAAGGGGAACAAGCCAACAUCCUGAGCAAAGGAGAUCAUCAUGACACCAAAUAUGAUGACCUUGCUAUGAGUGUGACUGUCGAUUCCAUCUUUGGCCAGCAAGAUGAAAAUGACAACGAGGAAGAGUAUGGAACCUUCAGCCCAAAAGCCAAUGUUGGGAAAUGUCACUACCGCAUUCGAAUCUACCCCUCCCAAGAAUUCGAGGACAGCUACUACACCAAUGCACCUCUUAUCUUCACUGUGACACUGGCAUCGGUCUUUCUCUUUACAUGCAUGGUAUUCCUUGCUUUCGAUUAUUUUGUCGAACAGCGACAGAAGGCUGUCAUGAAAUCAGCUCUCCAGUCUGGACAGCUUGUUUCUAGUCUAUUCCCAGAAGAAGUCCGAAAGCAACUCUACCAGGAAGAAGAAGCCAAAGCCAAAGCAAAGGAGCAAGAAAAGGGAUGGCGUACAGCCAGCACCGCCGGAGGUGACACUAUUUCGGGUGCGGCCUCGGAUGGACUGACGGCCAAACAGGCCAUUGCCCACUACUAUGAGGAUACCACGAUCUUCUUUAUGGAUUUGUCAGGUUUCACCAAGUGGAGCUCCACUCGAACACCUGCGGAAGUCUUUGAACUUUUGGAGGCACUCUAUGGGCAGUUUGACAGGGUCGCCGCCAAGCUUAAUGUUUUUAAAGUCGAAACCAUUGGGGAUUGCUAUGUCGCUGUCACUGGGCUUCCAGAAGCACAACCGGACCAUGCCUUGAUCAUGACCAAAUUUGCUCAAACCUGCAUGCGGAAGAUCCACCCUGUUCUUGUAUCAUUGGCCCCUACCUUGGGGGAAGAUACCCUCAAUCUCGAAAUGAGAGUCGGCCUGCAUUCGGGCCCUGUUACCGGAGGUGUGUUGCGUGGCAAGAAGGCCAGAUUCCAGCUCUUUGGGGACAGCGUCAACACAGCAUCUCGAAUGGAAAGCAAUGGUCAGCCUGGAAGAAUCCAUGUAUCCGAGUCAACUGCCGAAGAGCUCCGCAAGCAUGGCAAGGAUGAAUGGCUGACUGUUCGAGAAGACAAGAUCACUGCCAAGGGAAAAGGUCUCAUGACAACGUAUUGGGUGAACCCCAAGGCAGGAGGAGCAACAACGACGAGAACUGGGAGUGUUGCUUCCACCCGUAGUUCAGUUUCCCAAAGGGGAGAUAUCCCAUCAAGUGAAUCGAUUGACCUGGAGUCGGGACCUGCACCUGCGGCUGACAAUAUCGAAGAGUUGCAUUCCGUUGAUGUCUAG
Messenger RNA from Seminavis robusta, 2295 nucleotides. Lineage: Eukaryota; Bacillariophyta; Bacillariophyceae; Naviculales; Naviculaceae. The record is from the annotation of a GenBank genome assembly.